AUGUCAACUCUGCGCAUGAAUCAAAAAUACUACUUCCGUAUUUACAUUCAAGCAAAAAAAAAAAAUAAAAACAAACCAAAAAUGUCGGAAUAUUGGAAGUCGAAUCCAAGAAAAUUUUGUGAUUUUUGUAAAUGUUGGAUCUCAGAUAACAAGCCUAGUAUAGAAUUUCAUGAAAGAGGAAAACGACACAAAGAAAAUGUACAGAACAGAAUCAAUGAGGUUAGAAAAAGUAGUGAGAAGAAAGCAAAAGAAAAAGCAGAAUUUGAUGAUGAUAUUGCUGCCAUGGAAAAGGCCGCCCUGGCAGCAUUUAGAAAAGAUUUAGAGAGUAACCCAGCAUUGGCUGAUCAUUAUAAAGCUAAAGCAAUAGCUGCUAAAGAAGAACAAGAGAAAUUAGAAGCACAGAAAAAUAAAAAGAGAAAAAAUGAAGUUUUAGAAGAGAAGUUUGAGAGACAGGAAACAGUAGAGGACAGUGGGACUUGGUAUGAAGCUAUUUCUCCUGAAGGAUAUCCCUAUUAUUGGAAUUCCCUCACUAAUGAGCCAGUGUGGACAGCACCAGAGAAAUAUAUAUCUCUGGCAGAGCAGGAGAGAUUACAGAAUGGUGAAGUAGAGGAAGAACCAGACCCAGAGGUGACAGGGGCCAGGAAUAUACCUUUACCGGAUGAAGAAGAAGCCCCACCCCCUGUAGAACCAGAACCCACCCCCCAGAUACCACUACCUCCCCGUAAAGAUCCAAAGAGUUCACGCUCAGUAUUUGGUGGCUGGGAGACAGUUUCUGUUACUGAACUCCCCCCUCCCCCAGAAGAUUUGUUGGUAGAGGACAUACCUCUACCUGAACCAGAUAGAGAACAGAAACCUCCAAAACAAAAAUUCAGAGAAAAAACUGUUACUUCUUUAAACUCUAACCCUGGAGAGGUUGUGUCGUUUAAAAAACGGAAAGUGAGAUCAGGUGCUAGGAAUGCUAGACAGAGAGAUACUGAUGACUGA
This is a messenger RNA of Lottia gigantea (owl limpet), 984 nucleotides long. RefSeq lists its product as hypothetical. The coding region runs from base 1 to 984 and encodes 327 amino acids. Gene Ontology annotation, molecular function: RNA binding; zinc ion binding; protein binding. The transcript has 9 exons. Gene Ontology annotation, biological process: mRNA splicing, via spliceosome. NCBI's taxonomy places the organism in Eukaryota, Metazoa, Mollusca, Gastropoda, Lottiidae. The record is from RefSeq and is a predicted model, not a curated record. Gene Ontology annotation, cellular component: precatalytic spliceosome; nucleus.